UAAGGAUAUAUGUGAGUUUAAGGAUAAACAGUCAAAGUUCAAACUGCGGUCAAGAAAAAUGGUUUUUUACAUCCAAUGAUCUUGAUCAAUUGUCAAAUUACAAUCAAUAGAUAAUCUUGUAAAUUAUUCUGUAUUUGGGAUGAAUCUUCUAAUCAGACUUACUACUAGUCAAUUGAUAAAGACUGCUUGUUGUACGUACGCUGAAUCAUCUCAUGUCACUCGGGAAGAAAACAAGUCGGGAAAUAUCCUCCUUAACCAUCACGUGCUUCAUUCAAAUAUUGUGUUCAUACCUACAAUUAAAUAGAACCACACUUUCCUUAUUUUUCACACCAUUCUUCAGCCUUCUCCUAUUUUCUAUUUCUUUCUUUCUUCUUUAAAACACAUCACAGAACAAAGUUAGUAACAUUUCACAUAGACUGGAACAAAACAAAACAGUAUCAUCACCAUGGACUGGAUUCGCGGACACUCACUUGGCAGCGGAAGCUUUGCCACCGUCAAUUUAGCCAUACCUACAAACUCUUCCUCGCAGUUCCGGUCUCCCACCGCCGUCAAAUCCUCCGAGGUUGACUUUUCGUCUUUGCUUCAAAACGAGGAACAAGUACUCAAUCGCCUAGGAUCAUGCCCGCAAAUCAUCAAGUGUUUUGGCCACGACCAAACCGUAGAAAAUGGCGAAGAGUACUAUAAUCUAUUUCUUGAAUAUGCUGCCCGUGGAACUCUUUCUGAUCAGCUGAAGAAUCAUGGUGGCCGGUUACCUGAAACCCUCGUACGCCGAUACACAAGGUCCAUACUCGAAGGUCUUAAGCAUGUACACGCAGAGGGGUUCGUCCACUGUGACAUCAAGCUGCAAAACAUUCUUGUUUUUGACAAUGAGGUUAAGAUUGCGGAUUUUGGGCUAGCAAAGGAAACAGGGGAGCAGAAACAGAGCACCAAGUGGGAUUGCAGGGGAACUCCCUUGUUUAUGUCGCCGGAAUCAGUGAACGACAGUGAGUACGAGUCUCCCGGUGAUAUAUGGGCUCUCGGCUGCGCCGUGGUUGAGAUGGUGACCGGAAAGCCGGCGUGGAAUGUGCUAAGCGGGGCAAAUAUAUGGUCAUUGUUGAUUCGAAUUGGGGUCGGAGACGAGUUGCCGUUGAUUCCUGAGGAAUUGUCAAAGGAGGGUAAGGAUUUUCUGGAGAAGUGUUUUGUUAAGGAUCCGAGGAAGCGAUGGAGUGCAGAGAUGCUUUUGAAGCACCCUUUCAUCAUUGAAGUAGCAGAUGAUACUGCUUCAUUGCCAUUGGAGCCAGUGAAAGAGUUAUUACUAUCUUUAUCGCCAAGAAACCACUUUGAACUUUUUGAUUGGGCUUCCACUGUGAAGAGUUCAGUUACAACUUCACCGGAUUCCGAUGAAUGGAGCAGAGAAUCUUGUUUAUGUUCGUCAGGGGAGAGGCUCCGACGGCUGGUGACGGAUCAGAGGCCAACAGAUUGGUCAGAAUCGGGUAGCUGGACUGUUGUUAGGAGUAGUUAGAGUUUUCAAUAUUCAUAUUCAUGGCUUGUUACUUUUAACAGAGUAGGACCAAUUCAAAGUAACUAUGUGAUUUUUCAAUGUUCACAACUUGGUAGGAAGAGGAAUAGGAUUUUGAUUCAUGCUUUUGUGCCACUCAAGGCACUGUACUGUGUAUAGAGAUUCUUUUUUAUAAAUACACAAUUUUGUUCAUCUUUUAUUUCA
Molecule: messenger RNA, 1702 nt
Organism: Lotus japonicus
Lineage: Eukaryota; Viridiplantae; Streptophyta; Magnoliopsida; Fabales; Fabaceae
Product: mitogen-activated protein kinase kinase kinase 20-like
Exons: 1
Coding region: 446-1501 (351 amino acids)
Biological process (GO): protein phosphorylation
Molecular function (GO): protein kinase activity; ATP binding
Source: RefSeq, a predicted model, not a curated record